ACGACGAUAAAAGAAAAAGAUACGAUUUAGAAAAAAUGUCAGAUAAAUUUACCAACAAUAACAGUAUCAAAUUAGAUACAAACUUAAAGAGAAAAGUUAAUGAAGACUUUAUAGAUAAAAUAACUACGGAUAUAAAUAUAGAAUUAGAUAAAGAUAAGACUAUUAGACUAGAAUUGAGACAGCCUGAUACUAAUUUAGAAAAGGAUGUUAACGGAGGUUUGCUUACUGAAGAUUAUGCGGUACAGGACGAGAAUAAAACUAUAGGAGAGAUCGUUAGCAACGAAGAUGGAUACAUACAGAACGGUCAAGAUGAUGAGCGCCUGGGCGGCGGCGGGCUGGGCCUAGGCGGCGGCGGCUUCCGCGGCGGCGGGCAGCCCUCGCUCGCCGACUUCCAGCCGCCCUACUUCCCGCCGCCCUUCGCUCCCGCGCCUCACCCCGCCAGCCCUCAUCACCAACAACAAAACCAUGGCAUGGAAUACAGCGGUGGCGGCGAAGCGUACGCGCAACACUACGCGCCGCAACAACUGCUGCCGCGCCAUCAUACGCACCACGAACACGCGCGAUUACACCGCGACCAUCAUGACAUACAUACACACCAUUUGGGGCACAGUGGUUUCGGCUACGGCGGCGGCGAGCGGCGAGCUGAUUACGGCGCGAGGGAGCAGCAUGAGAUCGCGCUGCACCACGCAUUGCACUCAGAAGAAGCGCCGAACGCGGGCAUGGAUGAUACUACAGGGUUCAUGACUGAUCUACCUUUAUUAAAAACGAUAAAAGGGCGCGACGGGCUCGGCGGCUCGUGUGCACCCAACGACGUGUUCUGCUCAGUACCCGGACGGUUGUCACUACUGUCCUCAACCAGCAAGUACAAAGUGACAGUAGGGGAGGUGCAACGUCGGUUGUCACCCCCUGAAUGCCUCAACGCUUCUCUACUCGGCGGAGUACUACGACGAGCGAAGAGCAAAAAUGGCGGCCGCCUACUGCGGGAAAAGCUGGAAAAGAUCGGACUGAACCUUCCCGCGGGGCGGCGGAAAGCUGCCAACGUCACGCUCCUCACGAGCCUAGUCGAAGCGGAGGCAGUGCACCUGGCGCGAGAUUUUGGCUACGUGUGCGAGACUGAGUUCCCGGCGCGCGCGCUGGCGGAGUACCUUGCGCGACAGUAUGCCGAGCAUGACGCGCGGAGGCGGCGGGACUUGCUACAAGCUACUAAACAGGUGACAAAGGAGCUAAUGGACCUCCUGAAUCAAGACCGCUCACCGCUAUGUAAUACCCGGCCGCCGCACUUACUAGAGCCGGCCAUACAACGACACCUAACGCACUUCUCACUCAUCUCGCACGGGUUCGGUGGUCCGGCCAUCGUGGCGGCGCUGACUGCUAUACAGAAUUUCCUAAACGAAUCCCUCAAGCAUUUAGACAAAUUAUACCCCCAAAGUGGUAUGGUUUCGUCAUCGAUGGACAAAACCAAAAUGGACCCCGACAUCAAGAAGUAACACCAAGAUACCGGCGGAAACACCCGCGCCACAGAGAUUAUGACCAAGGAACUGUCCAUAUGGACGAAUUACUUCAUAUCAAUCAUAUCGUUCUACUGCCAACAAACAAAAUUUAAAACGAGAUUGCGUAUAAAUAUAGUCUGUCUAACAUGUUUUUGUCAGUAGAAAGAGGCGCGACAUUCUAACUGUCUAUGGGAGGAAAUGCCUUAGAGCCAAGAUUUUUUCCCGCUUUUUCUACUGACGGAAUAUCUUGACAUAUUUUUAUGACGAUCUUCGUUGUGGCCCGCAUACAAAUAAAGUGCAAUUAUAAUACUCAAGAUUGUGAGAUUUGUAAAUAUAGAUUAUAAAAUGAAUACCCAUAGUAUUAAUUAGCAUUUAAAGUAGAAUUAAUUCUCAGGCCAUGAUUUCGUGCUUUCGUCGAGACGAACUAUUUUUAUUACGAGGUUAUGAUGCAAUGACAAAAACUGCAAUAAGUAACACAUAUCAAAUUGUAAAUAAUUUAUUGUACAGUAUGUAUACUACAUACUAAGGGAUAACAUAGCAUUUUCACCGAUCGUUCGAAUUUAGAUGAAACCUCUUUAGUUAAGGUUAGGUAUAAUUUUGCUAGUGACUCAAUGUGAAAGUGUGCCAAUUAGUUUAAACAACGGAUACUUGUGUCCGAUGAUUAAGUAUUUAAUAUUUAUUAUUAUUGUCGCAUGUAUAUAAUAAUUAUGAGUACCGUCUUGCCAAUUCUCAGUUGUGGUGUUUAUAGAACUAAAUUACUUUGGUGUAGAUCGUGCCAAUAUUUCAAAAAAUUGUAUUUUUAUAAGCAAAAUACACACACAGUUUAAGUUCUACGAGGUUCACACUUGAUACGCACAAUUUCGUACCACUGAAUAUUUAUUUGAUUCACUACAAUCAAAUUUUACCGAUAUUUAGAUUAAAUACACAAAUUAUUUUAAACAACAAAUUCAGAAUGUCAUUUUUGAAAAAGGAGAGCGGCUUUUUCAUACAAACGUAAUCUCCAGAAGAUUUGGUUAAUGUUUUUUUUACAUAUUCAAAUACUAUGCUCUGAAUUUAUUUCUAACUGUUAUGAAAAGCGUAGAAGUUAGAACUAUGAAGUUUUUCAACUAAUUUCCAUUAGAAUGGCAAAACGUAUUUUUGUAAUGACUAGUAUCAGGAGGUUUGUAUGGAGAAGCGAUCAUCCACUACAUUCUGUUCGGAAAGAGAAGAAUCGUAGGAGAGUGAGUUGAAUCUCUUCUCUUUCUACACAUAAUCCAGCGUUUUGAAUGUCCAAUUUUUUUCAUUAUUUUUAAGCAUACCCGGUAUAUUAUUGGUUGAUAAUCGUAGCAAUUUAAAGUAUUUUGUAAUUUCAUUAACAAUAUCACAAAUUAUUACUCACUUGCUCAACAAAUUUGAAAUUGAACAAUGAUCUGUAAUCAUGUGCCAAAUGAUAAAUAAAAUAAAAAAUAUAUGAAACUUGAAGUAGAUUAGCGAUUUUUGUUACUUUUACCACCACAAAGACUACUUUAUAAGUUUGUAUGUUUUUAAGACGUUUGCCAUAUUUAAUAACAUACAUUUUAACCUUUUAACCAUAUUGUAAGAUUUAAAAUAUUUAGAGUCUGGCUAAUGAAAGUUGAACCCAGAUUUUUUUUAAAACAGCAACUCUGGAUGUCAUAUCAUCGAUUGUCAUCUGUCAGUGUGACUGUCACUUUAACGA
Leguminivora glycinivorella is the source of this 3186-nucleotide messenger RNA. RefSeq names its product transcription factor AP-2-epsilon (gene TfAP-2). Gene Ontology annotation, biological process: anatomical structure development; regulation of cell population proliferation; regulation of transcription by RNA polymerase II. The transcript has 10 exons. Gene Ontology annotation, cellular component: nucleus. Gene Ontology annotation, molecular function: RNA polymerase II transcription regulatory region sequence-specific DNA binding; DNA-binding transcription factor activity, RNA polymerase II-specific. NCBI's taxonomy places the organism in Eukaryota, Metazoa, Arthropoda, Insecta, Lepidoptera, Tortricidae. The coding region runs from base 36 to 1487 and encodes 483 amino acids. The record is from RefSeq and is a predicted model, not a curated record.